CGUGCCGGAAAAAAAAAGAGAUAAAAAAAACCCCCCCCAAGCCUUACGCAGUUUCUCUUUACCUCCCUUGUUCAUGUCCUCGGCACUUUACCAAGAGAACAAUGGACGUAAAAGCCAAACAAGAAGACAUGAACAACAGGAUUGUUUAUACUUGAGAUUUGAAGUUUCAAGAGACAAGAUGGAUACAAAUACCCCGGUCCGGAACCCCUGAGCCAGACUUCCAUUCAUUCAGCCAGCAACCCGUUAUCAAAUCAUCACCAGCAAACGACAACCCAAAUAACUCUUCAAAGGUAACGUCCUACCGACCCAACCAUCGCCCACCAUGCCCACCAUAAACACCGAAGACAGCUUCAACCUCUUCCACUCCAUCUACAACGUCCCCACCUUCUCCCUCAUCCUCCGCCACUUCCGCGACACCUGUCCCCGCUCCACCUACAUCUGCCACGACUGCCGAUCGGAAAUUCUUUUUAAGAUCGUCCACGGGGCCAGCGACCCUUCUCUGUGCAACAAGCUGGGCCUCAUCCCCCUCUUCAAAGUGCUCCAAGACGAAGGACUAACCUCCUCCAGCAACUUUGGCCUGGACAAAUCCGAAAGCAGGGUGCCCAAGCCCGAAGCCGCCGAUUACCUGACCGCCCUAGGCAAGCCCGAAGAAUGGCAUAAGGUGAUCAAAGGAUGGGGCGCCUUUUUGGUGAACUAUCUUGUUGUCAAAAAGGGCCCGGGAUACUCAACUGAUGAGCUGGAGGACAUGGGAAAAAAGGAGCUGGGCAGUUUGGUCAGCAAGCUGAUCUUCCUCUGCAGCGGCACCUAUACAGUCCUGGACUUGUUCCACAACCGAAAGUUUGAUGAAUUCGCCGAGUGGACUGCUGAACUGCUCGCGAGCAUGCAGUGCCGGACGGGCAAGUGCAAGGCGCUCAAGUGGCAGGAACUAGUGGGUAAGAACCCGCACGGUUUGUCGGGAUCCGUCAAGUCGCUGGACGGCGAGGACGCGAUUGUUUGGGCACGUAUCGUCAUGUUCUCGGUCAGGUCGCUGUUGGAGCCCUCGAUCCGUCAGGUUAUUGACAAAUACCCUGGUCUGGUACCGCAUCUCGAAAAGGACUUUGAUCCGAGAGUGGUGAUGCCGUCGGCGGUGAAGAGGUACGCGUGGAGGCCGAAGCGAAUUGUUGAAGUUACCAUUAAGGAUGCUGGUAAGUCAUUCGAUCAGGCCAGGGAGAAGGGAUACUUUGAUCAUUUGAUCAAGGAGGGAAAGGAGAGAUGGCGAGCGGCAAAGGAUUUGGCGGAGGAGCAGAGGGAGGAGUACAAUGCCUAUUGAUAGGUGUACCUCCAAUCUUUCUACCUCUUUUCCUCAAAGUCUAUGUUUUGCCUUGUCAUAUGUGUUUUCGAUCCGCGAUUUCUGGUAUCUCGUUUUUGAGUUUCAAUUUUUCUGCGGGUAAGUACCUGGAACCACCCUUUGAAGGGUUCACUUCCAUAUCAGGAGUCGCGAAUAGGUAGAGGUAGUGAUAAUACAAUGAAUACUUUCCUAACGAACUCGAGUGCAAAUGUGCCAAUUGAUGAUAAAAGUGUG
Messenger RNA from Neurospora tetraspora, 1561 nucleotides. RefSeq lists its product as uncharacterized. The transcript has a single exon. NCBI's taxonomy places the organism in Eukaryota, Fungi, Ascomycota, Sordariomycetes, Sordariales, Sordariaceae. Bases 323 to 1309 code for a protein of 328 amino acids. The record is from RefSeq and is a predicted model, not a curated record.